Messenger RNA from Fraxinus pennsylvanica, 660 nucleotides. Lineage: Eukaryota; Viridiplantae; Streptophyta; Magnoliopsida; Lamiales; Oleaceae. The record is from the annotation of a GenBank genome assembly.
AUGCAAAGCUUGGAUGCACGCAAGGAUGGUUCUUUGCUCCUCUUGUUCACCCUUCGUCCAAGUAAGUUUGCGUUUUUGUCCAAUUGGAAUGUAGCUCAACUUGCCAACAUCAAGAUCAUGAAAAGACAUGGUGAUUGGCAAGAUCUCUGUAUUCCCAACAGCAUCAGGUCCAUUGUAUGUCUCAACUUACCUAGCUUCUCCGGUGGACUAAAUCCUUGGGGAACACCAAAUAUAAACAAAAGACGCGAUAGAGACUUGACGCCACCCCUUGUCGAUGAUGGCCUUCUGGAGAUUGUUGGUUUUAAAAAUGCUUGGCAUGGACUGAUUCUGCUUGCUCCUAAUGGACGUGGGACUCGUCUUGCACAGGGUGCGGCUGAUCACACCUACAUGAGGAUUGAUGGGGAACCAUGGAAACAACCACUUCCUGUGGAUGAUGACACUGUUGUCGUAGAGAUUUCUCAUCUCGACCAAGUGAAGAUGCUUGCUACCUACUACUGCAGAUCCAGAAGUGUUCACGACCCCUCGUCUCACAACAUUCAGGACGCAGAUGAAAGGGAUAGCGACAAUGAAGACGAGUCCGUAGGAGGAGAAUGGAGAAAAUUCGGUGCAGCAGAUACAUUCAAGGUUCCAGAUGAGGUUGACAUUUCUCAUCUCAGUUAA